This is a messenger RNA of Fusarium redolens, 1039 nucleotides long. RefSeq lists its product as uncharacterized. The transcript has a single exon. The coding region runs from base 105 to 1004 and encodes 299 amino acids. The record is from RefSeq and is a predicted model, not a curated record. Gene Ontology annotation, molecular function: oxidoreductase activity, acting on the CH-OH group of donors, NAD or NADP as acceptor. Lineage: Eukaryota; Fungi; Ascomycota; Sordariomycetes; Hypocreales; Nectriaceae.
GUAUGCGAAACAUGUUUACUCGGCUAGGAACAAGAAGAAAUGCGGCAAUUGUUAUUCCGGGCCGAGAAUCCGAAGGAGAAAAUGCUAAAUUAUUCCUUUGAGCCAUGAUUUUGGCCAGUGGCCAAGUUCUUAUUCCUCGAACCCUGUGGACUUCUGAAUAUUCUUACCGUAAAAGAAUGGACUACUACGCCGGAAAGAUCGUCGUCGUGACAGGUGCUGCUCAUGGAAUCGGAAGCGCCCUGGCCACGGAAUACGCAAAAGCUGGUGCCCGUGUCGUAUUAGCAGAUAUCGAUGAGAAGCCUCAAAGCUCCGUGGCUGAGAUGCUGCGCCGCGCCGGGUUGGAUGCCAGGGCAUACUACUGCGACGUUGGCAGCGACGACAGCGUCCGCGAAUUCGCUGCUGCAGUGCAGGCAGAUAUUGGCGUUCCGGACAUAGUGCAUAACAACGCCGUCUUGAUUCGGUCUGGUGGCAUUCUCGAUCUGGACAUGGCAAGCCUCCAGCUACAGAUGAACGUCAACAUCUGUGGCUACAUCCGCGUCGUCAAGGGCUUUCUCCCCGAGAUGAUACAGCGCGGCAGCGGACAUAUCGUCAACACAGCGUCCCCGAACGGGACCUUCCCCGCUGCUAUAGUUGCACAGAACCUUCUCCCAUACUGUCUUUGCAAGGCUGCGGCAAUCUCAAUGAGCCAGAGCAUGGCUGCGAGCCUCACUCCCUACGGCAUCAGUGUCAGCGUCGUCUUCCCCGACGUCACGUAUACGGAAACGGUCCGAGGCCUCUCUGGGUCGUCGUCUGAGGCUUUUCAUAAGGGAUUCGGUGCGUUCUUGAAGGAGAAAGGUCAGAGCGCUGAGGUCGUUGGGAAGAAUAUUGUGGACGGAGUUCGAAGCCGGGAGUUCUUUGUUAACACCUGCCCUGGGUUCGAGGAUGCAUUGGUGACGUGGGCAAAGCACAAGAUGGACCCAGCGAGGGAUUACCUGAUGGAAGCAACCAGCAAGAACAGCAUAUAAAACAUAUAAAUCUCUUUAUACAAUUUGAACAUGAU